Gaeumannomyces tritici R3-111a-1 is the source of this 2335-nucleotide messenger RNA. RefSeq lists its product as hypothetical. Gene Ontology annotation, biological process: amino acid transmembrane transport. Bases 549 to 2189 code for a protein of 546 amino acids. Gene Ontology annotation, cellular component: membrane. The record is from RefSeq and is a predicted model, not a curated record. The transcript is spliced from 2 exons. NCBI's taxonomy places the organism in Eukaryota, Fungi, Ascomycota, Sordariomycetes, Magnaporthales, Magnaporthaceae. Gene Ontology annotation, molecular function: L-amino acid transmembrane transporter activity.
CGAGGAGCGACGGCCCCAUUUACAUCAUCAAGCUUUUCUCCGUUGGGACGAGGCUCCAAACAAUGCAUCGGUGGCAUCCACCCUGCCGGAAACCGACACCCCCUUUUUUCUGGCUGUGGAUGCGUUGAGGUGCAGAAGUGCCUACCUGGUAAGGUAGGUACAUCCGCCUAUCCCGUCAUGAUGGAUGUGCUGCCGUUACGCCCGAGAAUUGGCCACCGUCCCACAGACUUCCAUGGCGUGAACAUCCUGCCCAAGACGUGAUUUUUGGGUUCCGGUGGGUCUGGGCUGGCCGUGUCUGUCUGCAACUGAGCCACGCGUGGAUCUGGAAGACCCUCAGAAGCUUUCCUUGUGGGAUCCUUGCCGCUGCUCUACUGCGCCUUAUAACUACCUCGACGCCCGCCGUCACUUUCCCGUCACUCCAACGCGGCAUCCGGUUCGCCGUACUUCAGGAAAUCUUACCCAAGGUCCCUGACUUCCACGCGUGGUUGUCAUUCCUGGGAAGAUAGGACUACCCACAUUCCACCAGCUCUUAAAUCUUCACCGGCACGAUGACCAGGUUCAACGACAACUCGCAUGCGGACGGGAGCUUGUCCGACGUUAAGAAGGAUGGCAAGCCCGCGGUGACUGGCGGGGAGGCAGAUGUUGGCGUUGGCCACCUCGAGCAGGCGCGUGAGCAAAAGAGGCAGAUCGGCAUCCUGACGGCCAUCUUCCUCAUCUUCAACCGCAUCGUCGGCACCGGCAUCUUCGCCACGCCCGGCAGCAUCCUCGUGGCCACGGGCAGCGUGGGGCUCUCGCUCUUCAUCUGGGUCGCCGGCAUGAUCAUCGCGCUCGCCGGCACGGCCGUCUACAUCGAGUGGGGCACGGCCAUCCCCAAGAACGGCGGCGAGAAGAACUACCUCGAGUACGUGUUCCGGCGCCCGCGCUUCCUGGUCACGGCCAUGUACGCCGGCUACGUCAUGCUCCUCGGCUGGGCCAGCGGCAACUCGAUAGUGUUUGGCGAGUACAUCCUGCACGCCGCCAACGUCGAGGUCGGCCGCUGGAACCAGCGCGGCGUCGGGCUCGUCUGCAUCACGGCCGCCUUCCUCAUCCACGGCCUGGCCCUCAAGUGGGGCAUGCGCCUGCAGAACCUGCUGGGCUUCAUCAAGCUGGCCAUCAUGUUCAUAAUCAUCGUCAGCGGCUGGGUCGCCCUGGCCGGCCACCUUAAGCUUCCCGAGGACAAGAAGCCGCGCAACUUCGAGAACGCGUUUGAGGGCACGACAAGCAGCGCCUACGGCGUCGUCACGGCGCUCUACAACGUCAUCUGGUCCUACAUCGGCUACUCCAACGCCAACUACGCCCUGAGCGAGACCCGGAACCCGGUCCGCACCCUCAAGAUCGCCGCGCCCGCCGCCAUCGUCUCCAUCUCCAUCAUCUACAUGCUCAUCAACGUCGCCUACUUCGCGGCCGUGCCCAAGCAGGAGAUCCUCGAGGGCGGCCGGCUCGUGGCGGCCUCGCUGUUCCGCAACGUCAUGGGCGGGCCCGCCGAGCGCGUGCUGUCCGUCUUCGUGGCGCUCUCGGCCUUUGGCAACGUCCUCAGCGUCAUCUUCUCCCAGGGCCGCCUGGUGCAGGAGCUGGGCCGCGAGGGCAUCCUGCCCCUGUCGCGCUUCUGGGCCAGUAACCGGCCCUUCAACGCGCCCCUGGCGGGCCUCUUUUGGCACUGGCUCAUCUGCGUCGUCACCAUGCUGGCCCCGCCCCCGGGCGACGCCUACAACUUCAUCGCCAACCUCAUCACGUACCCGCUCUCCGUCAUCAACGUCUUCGUCUCGGCCGGCCUGGCCUACCUGUACCUCAACCGCGCCAAGUGGGACUGGGCCCCGCCCUACAGCGCCUCCCUGCCCGUCGUGGUCUUCUUCCUGCUCAGCAACGUCUUUUUGGUCCUGGCCCCCUUCGUGCCGCCCGAGAACGGCGGCAACGUGUACAAGGAGCUGCCCUACUGGCUCCACUGCGUCGUCGGCAUCAUCAUCCUGAUCGCCGGCGCCUUUUACUGGCUGUUCUGGGCCGUCAUCCUGCCCAAGAUUGGCAAGUACGAGCUCAUCAGGGAGGUGCAGGUGGACGAGAUUGACGGCUGGGAAAGGAACGUCUUCUCGAGGAGACCCCUGGGCGAGAGGGUCGAGACAGAUGGCGAAAGCAGCGCAUCGGCGGCCAGGUAGGCUGCAUCAUGUUGCGCUUUCAUGAAUUGAUUGUAUCAACUACAAUAAUAUGCCCGGUAGUGGCAAGCUAGAACAGAGAUACCCCCUAGUGCAACCUACACAUUGUACAUGAUUGAUUAUAUAAAAUUCUAAGGAUUCAACACAUA